Molecule: messenger RNA, 6406 nt
Organism: Nothobranchius furzeri (turquoise killifish)
Lineage: Eukaryota; Metazoa; Chordata; Actinopteri; Cyprinodontiformes; Nothobranchiidae
Gene: col20a1
Product: collagen alpha-1(XX) chain
Molecular function (GO): protein binding
Source: RefSeq, a predicted model, not a curated record
ACUUCUCUUUGGGGAGCGCCACUCCCAUGGCGGCGGAGCUUCUCGAGUUUCCUCCACUCCACGUCUGACAAAAGCUGCUUUUCCCAUUUUAGUCCUGUUUGUGAGACUUCCCACUUCAGGAAUGCCGUGUGGAGCCAGUCUGAGGAAGCAACCGUAACCCACACCGAACGGACAGGUCCCACUCAUGAAUUCCCAUCUUCCCGCCUCCUCGUCGUUACCCGUCUGGCUAAUGCUGCAUUUUCUUCCCACCGUCUUCCUGCUGCUGUCCUCAGGAGUCCACGGCCAAGGUCGCCUUAAGCUGACGGUUCUGUCAGAGGACAGGCUGCAGAUGAAAUGGAAGGAGGCCGACGGACCCGUUCAGGGCUACAAAGUCCGAGUCAGAACCAUUUCAGAGGAGCCACAGCCAGAGCUGAUGCUGACGACAACCCGAGGCCGAGCAACAGUGGCGGGAUUGGACUCCGGUCAGGAAUAUUCCCUCCAGGUCUUUGUGCUCAAUGGGACGACGGAGAAACUUCUGGCAAAAAGACGAUUCACCAUGGACAGUCUUCAGGAGGAGGAGAUGAUCCGCAGCGGCAGCCGGGAGAACAGGAAGAAGAUGUUGCCAGGCGGGUCAGGAUCAGGAGAUCUGGAUGAUGUGACAGAGGUUCUGUUGGGUCUGCCAACAGUUCGGUUCCCAGAGCCCACAACAACAACAACAACAACAGCCGCUGCUGUCACAACUACAGGUAGGGAGCCUCCAGCAGCAGAAACCCUUUCUGAGCUCCCCGAUGAUGCCCCAGAGAAAAUCUCCAAAGAGAAAAGGAAGAGGAAGAAGGAAAAAGAGCGACACCGCUCCACUGUGGAGAACAAGGAGGAACCGGGGAUGAAACAGGCGACGCCUCCCAGAAAACCGUACGAGUGUGACAGCGAUGCAGCGGCAGACAUCAUGUUGUUGGUGGACGGCUCCUGGAGCAUUGGGCGCUCCAACUUCAGGCGGGUCAGAGACUUCCUGGAGGGCCUGGUGACACCAUUCCACAUUGGACCGCUCUACAUUCAGAUCGGUUUGACCCAGUACAGUGGAGACCCCCGCACAGAGUGGCACCUGAACAACUUCACCACUAAAGACCAGCUGUUGGAGGCAGUGAGGAAUUUUCGAUAUAAAGGAGGAAACACGUUUACAGGACAGGCGCUGCUCCACGUCAUGGAGGAAAGCAUGAGGCCUGAGGCAGGCACCAGAGAUGACGCGCCAUUUUUCUUGGUCUUGUUGACUGACGGGAAGUCUCAGGAUGAUGCGAUCGCUGCGGCGAACCGGCUGAAGAGCGCAGGCGUUGAAAUCAUUGCUGUAGGUGUGAAGAAUGCAGAUGAAGCUGAGCUGAGACAGGUGGCGUCUGAGCCGGUGGAUCUAAACGUCUACAACGUGAACGACUUCCCCCUGCUCAGCAAACUGGUGGCACGACUGGUUCACAUCCUGUGUGGAAGGAUAAAAGACCGUGGCAUCACAAAACGGAUGGAUCCUGGGCCUACAGAAGACCCAGCUGUCUCCUACCCGAGUCCUACUGAUCUCCGGUUUUCUGAGCUGGGAUCCAGGCAGGUUAAGCUGCACUGGACCAAUCCUGCAAAACCAGUCCAGCAGUACAGAGUGGUGUACCACAGUGCUGAGAGUCAAAGUCCGAAGGAGGUCGUGUUGUCUGGCUCUGACUCCACGGUGCUGCUCGAUGGCCUCUCCUCUCAGACGCUCUACCACGUCUCCAUCUUCCCAGUGUUUGCAGAAAGCGUCGGUCUGGCUCUCAGAGGAACCGUUGCUACAUUGCCAUUGGCCACGCCGGCCAAUCUGGAGGUGACACCUUCCUCCUACAGCACGCUGCGAGUGAGUUGGGCUCCAGCUCCUGGAGCUACUCAGUACAUGAUCCUGUACUCGGCACUCAGCCACGGGGAGCCCGACGACGCACAGGAGGAGAAAUUCGGUGCUGGUGACACGGUGGUGGAGCUCACAGAGUUGCUGCCAGAGACCGACUACUCCGUCACACUUUAUGCUCUCUAUGACGAAGAUCCCAGUGAUCCGGUCACUUCUGUUGCCAGCACAUUCCCUCUCCCAGAGCCAGUAAAUAUUCAGUUCCCGAUGGUAACUCACAGCAUGGUGAAGGUGAGCUGGGUGCCCGGCGCCGUGGACGUCCCCGGCCACAGAAUCACCUACAGCACAAACCAUGGGAGUGUCAUCAAGCAGGUGGAGGUAACAAAGUUGAACUCGGUUCUGGUGCAGAACCUCUCAUCUCUAUCCAGAUACCUGGUCUCAGUCCAGUCUCAUUACCCACAAGGCCUUUCUGCCUCACUCACCGGCAACAUCACCACACUGAAGGUGCCUUCCCCGUCAGACCUCAGAGUCACCAACUUUUCAGGCAGCGAUGUCACCGUGCGCUGGGAGGCCACCGCCGAUGACGUGGUCACCUACCUCAUCAAAUGGAUCUCUCUCAGUGGAGGAGACCUGAGACAGCUGAAGGUAGACGGCGAUAGUGAAGGGGCGAUUCUGGAGGGGGUGGAGGAGGACAGAGAAUACCAGAUUUCUCUUUCGGCGCUUUAUGGAGACGGAGCUCAGAGUGAAGCUGUAGCUAUUCGCUACAGCACCCUGUCCGGUGGAGGUCCGUCCAGCGUAACGGUUUCUGAGGAAACCGCAGUCAGCAUGGUGGUCAGCUGGACGCCUCCAAACGCUCACGUCCUGCAGUACCUCGUGACCUACACACCGCUAACCGGAGCUGAGACGCAGGACAGAACUGUGUUGGUUCCAGGUGGUAAUAAGCAGGUGGUGUUGGAGUCGUUACAGCCCGAUACACGUUACAGCGUCCUGGUCACUGCUGAGUAUCGCAGCAGGGAGGGAGGCAGCGGUUCAGCUCAAGGCAAAACCGCCAGUCUGCGUGUGAGCAGUGUGAGUGUGGUCAGGUCAGACCACUCCAGUAUAUGUCUGUCAUGGAGACCGGUGUCUGCAGUGGACGGCUAUCGGAUUGUUAUCCAGUCUGUUAAAGACAAGCGAACCAAGCAGGAAGUUGCAGACGAGUCCAGCAGCAGUUUCUGCUUCACCGACCUGGAGCCGGAGACUCUGUAUCGCAUCAGCGUGCAGUCGCUGCUCGGCUCGGCUGAAGGUGCUGCCGUCUCCAUCCUCCAUCCAACAGCCUCGGCUCCAGUCAGAACUUCUGUCCAUCCUCGGAUGUACCCGAUCCACAAUGAGGUUUGUCCGGAGGUGACCAUCCGAAACAGCAUCGUUAAAGGGUUCGACAUGAUGGAGGCGUUCGGUCUGACUCAGAGAGCUCACUCGUCGGUGGAGGGUGUGGCCGCUGAGCCGUUCGUCUUCAACUCUCUGCCUACAUACACUCUGUACAGAGACGCCCAGCUGACCCAAAGCACCAAGUUCAUCCACCCCGCAGGUUUCUCUCCGGAACACACCAUCAGCAUCGCCUUCCGCCUGCUGCAGGAUACGCCCAGGGAGCCCUUCGCUCUCUGGCAGCUCACCGACAACGACUUCCAGCCAAAGAUGGGAGUGGUGAUUGACCCUUCCACCAAACAUCUGCUGUACUUCAGUCUGGACUACAGAGGGGAGGUUCAGGAGCUGACGUUUGAUCAGCCGCAGGUCCACAAGCUGUUCUACGGCAGCUUUCACAAGGUCCACCUGUGUGUGAGCCAGGUGAGCGUGUCCCUGUCGGUGGACUGUCAGCAUGUCGGGGAACGGCCGGCUCGUCCUCUCGGCAACACGCCGACCGACGGCUUUGAGAUGCUGGGGAAGCUGGUGAAGACCCGAGGACCCAACAGUGGAUCCGCUCCGUACCAGCUGCAGUCCUUUGAGAUUGUGUGCAACACCACGUGGGCUUCAGAAGAUACCUGCUGCGACCUUCCAGGAGUGAGAGACGAGGAGAGCUGUCCCGCUCCUGCUUACACGUGUGCCUGUUCUUCAGAUAUUCCAGGAGCUCCUGGGCCCACCGGACCAAUUGGGAGGCCAGGUCCUCGUGGAGAGAAGGGCGAGAAGGGAGAGACGGGACAAAAGGGAGAGGUGGGCCCCCCAGGGAAGUCUGGGUUUGAGGGGGGUCUUGGAGCCGUAGGGAGCGUAGGACCUCGAGGGAUAACAGUUCAGGGCAAAGUGGGUCCACCUGGAGCCAGAGGAGAAAGAGGAGAUCCAGGGCGACCGGGGGUACAAGGGUUACCAGGACCUCAAGGUCAGAAGGGGGAGGAGGGGAUCCCAGGACCUCAGGGUAUCAGAGGUGUGGAGGGCAACAUCGGGUCCCCCGGUACCUCCGGACCCAGGGGUUUCCAAGGAAUUCCAGGACACCCAGGGCCGAUGGGAGAAAGGGGCCCCUCGGGGCUUGCUGGACCUACGGGUCUACCGGGGAACAAAGGGGAUCGGGGUGAAAAGGGGGAACCUCAGUCGGUGGCCAUGAUCUAUCAGCUGGUCACGCAGGCCUGUGAGCAGAUGAUACACAAGGAAGUGUUGAAGCUUGACAUGUAUAUUAAUAAGAUCAGUCGUAAACCAGUUCCUAUUGAGGAGCCGGUGGGGCAGCCGGGGGAACCUGGUAUACCAGGACCCAGGGGCCCCCCGGGUGCCAGAGGUAACCAGGGGAACGUCGGCUCUAGAGGGAGAUCUGGGAGGCCAGGGUACCCAGGAGAGCAGGGACGGAGGGGUACUCUGGGAGAGAAAGGUGAUCCUGGGAACAAUGUCCAGGGACCAUCGGGGAUCAAAGGAUUUGCAGGUCUCCCAGGGGAAUCCAAGUUGGGUGUCCCGGGGUCUAAAGGAGAUGACGGAAAUCCAGGACCUCCAGGAAUCCCGGGAUUUUCGGGCCAAACUGGCGAGAUUGGACCGCCGGGGGUGUGUGACAGCAGUGGUGGAUGUCAAAGCGUUCCUCAGUAAACAGGUUAGCUGCUGAAAGCAGCCUUUAAUGACACACGGCCAGGAAGAAUGAGGUCUUGAGUGAAAUCCCAGUAAGACAGGACCUAAUGGAUGUAAAAAAUAAUGUUGGAGUGCCAGUCAUGUCAGGAUUUGACUGAGAAUAUUACACUGGUCAUGUUGUGUCAUUCAUGCUAGAUCUGAAGCUGUUCUGUGGUUCUUUCAAACCAGAGCAGCAAGUGAUGAUGCUUCUCUGUAAGGCUCUUAAGCGUCUCUGUUAGAAACCACUGAUGAAGGUCGGUCACUUUUUGCCUUAUUGUGUAAAACAUCACAAACACAGUCAGUUGUUUUAGCCCUAAAUUCACAGAUGAUCUUCAGCUGACAAAGAAAGAAUCUACUUUUUGGUGUUUUGGGGCUUUUUCUGAUGCCAGGUUUUGGUUUAUGAGCUUGAAAGUCAUUUUUCUCCUUUUUACCUGAACAGUAUGGAAGAGGAAAAAAAGAGGGAGCGAGAAUUACGACUUAUUUCUCAUAACGGACUUUUCUAAGAGUUCUGACAAUUAAGUGACGUUUAAUUUGACCAAUCAUUAAUCAAAAAUUAAAUAAAGAUGUUUGAUUUAAAUAGUUUAAAAGAUGUAAGUCAAACCAAGUGUCUUUCAUCUCACAAUUAUGUCUUUUUAUUAAUCAAAUUCAGAUUUUAGAGAAAAAAGUCAGAAUGCUAAGACUUUUUUUCUUUUCAGUGACUCUAAUCCUCUCCCAUAUGGAGAGUCUUGAGUUCUAGUAUUGGUAAAUGUUUUCAUGCAUGCACGCACGCGUGUGUGUACUGUUCUUAUCCAGAAGAUCCACAUUAUGGCCACCAGCCCUGGAGAAAACAAGCAGGCAGCAGUGACACCAUGAGACACUGGUGGUCCUUUAGAGCAGAACUAAACAGAGAUUACAUCUGCAAAAGUGACCACUGGAGACCUUCAUCAUCUUGAACUAACCCUUGGAUGAUGCAGAAACUUUACCUUAAAAACUGUUCAACCAUAAGGGGAAUCUUGGUUUGUGUCCUUUUUGUUUUAAAACUCCAAAGACAGGAUUUUAAGUCCAGAAAUGUUUUUGUAUUAAGUACAGCUUUUGGUAUUGAUCAAAACAAAAAUGCUGUUCCCAGAGGGAUCAGUAAAGUACCUUAUUGUUUAACAAUCUAGCACUGAAAUCGUGUAUGUAUACUUUGUUAUGUUUAUGCACUGUAUUAAGGAAAAAGUCAAGCCUUUUGUGUCUUUUAUGAAUUUUAUUUGCAUUUUAACCUAAACUGCCUCAAAGAUAAAGAAUAAGUGUAUUCCAUGGUGUAAAAUGUUCUUUUUAUUCCAUGGUAUAAAUGAUACUGUGAGAAUUUUGUUUUGUAUAGUUUAUAUUUAUUAUUUUGCAUAUCCAUUUUAUUGUUAUAUACUAUCUACUAUGUAUUCCAAGUAGUUAUUUCUGUUUACAAUUUUGUGGUUUCUUGGUGUUGGCAUAUGUGUUGAGAGUAAAAAUGUCACGUCAUCUCCAGUGUUUUUGUGUAUUUUUAAAUAAAAUGUUUAUGAAUUC